Molecule: messenger RNA, 660 nt
Organism: Penicillium brevicompactum
Lineage: Eukaryota; Fungi; Ascomycota; Eurotiomycetes; Eurotiales; Aspergillaceae
Product: GNAT family N-acetyltransferase
Exons: 2
Coding region: 1-660 (219 amino acids)
Molecular function (GO): acyltransferase activity, transferring groups other than amino-acyl groups
Source: RefSeq, a predicted model, not a curated record
AUGACCGGUUCUGACCAUCCUAUCACACCCGUCGCAAGCUCUGAUCUUCUGUUUCUUGCGGAAUUCAUUCACUCCGCAAAAUUAUUGUUAAGCAUCAACCGCCUCUUGUACCAACCAUGGUUCAAUGAAUCUCUCCAAAGAAAGCAGUACACGGGGGCCGUCGAGGGUGCGUUUGCGGACCCAUCGAUGGAAUGCUUCAAGGCAACCCACGCCGAGUCGAAUGAGAUCAUCGGCUACAUUGUCUUCGCAAAGAAGCAGGCCAGUGAGGGAGAUACAAUAGCUUCGCAGUCUCAAGUUCCUGAUUCCGGGCACACUGCCCCCGAGGGAAUGACCCCUGGUAUCCUGACGGAGAUAUCCGGCGCAAACAUGGAAAUCAACAAGGCAGUUGAGCACAUCGACCGUUUCGAAUUGGUAUACAUGUGUGUCGAGCCACGCUAUCAGAGACAAGGGCUAGGCUCCCGCCUGCUCCAUUUGGGGUUCAACCGGGCUAGAGCUAAAGGUCUCCCGGUUACUGUGGGCGCGGAGGCACCUGCACAUGGCUUUUUCGAUAAAAUGGGAUUCAGAGAGACAACACACGUGGAUAUUGAUCUGCGCAAGUACUCACCACCUCAUAGUGGAUUCGGUAUUUUCCGGCUCACCGGCAUGGUUUGGAAGCCGUGA